Molecule: messenger RNA, 2520 nt
Organism: Penicillium canescens
Lineage: Eukaryota; Fungi; Ascomycota; Eurotiomycetes; Eurotiales; Aspergillaceae
Gene: hxB
Product: putative molybdenum cofactor sulfurase protein (HxB)
Exons: 3
Coding region: 1-2520 (839 amino acids)
Biological process (GO): Mo-molybdopterin cofactor biosynthetic process
Molecular function (GO): molybdenum cofactor sulfurtransferase activity; pyridoxal phosphate binding; molybdenum ion binding
Source: RefSeq, a predicted model, not a curated record
AUGGCAGAGUCAGAUACUGAAUGGCCUAUCUCUGCCGAGUAUAGCCAGGGCUACUCGGUCGAUGUGGACAUCAUUCGAGAGCAAGAGUAUCCUUUACUAAACGAAACAACCUAUCUUGAUCAUGCGGGGACAACACCCUAUGCCAAAUCUAUGAUCGAAGCCUACUCCCGUGAUCUUUCAUCAAAUCUCUUUGGAAAUCCUCACUCGAUUUCUAUAUCAUCCCAGAUAUCCACGCAGAGAACAGAUGAUAUUCGACUCCGAGUAUUGCGAUUCUUCAACGCAGAUCCGGACGAGUUCGAUCUUGUCUUUGUAGCAAAUGCUACCGCUGGUAUAAAGCUAGUUGCAGACUCAUUACGAGACUCUGACCAUCGAGGCUUUUGGUAUGGCUAUCAUAUCGAUGCCCAUACUAGUCUGGUUGGAGUGCGAGAACUCGCCGGAAUGGGCUACAAAUGCUUCCAAACUGACGAUGAGAUGGAGACUGGUAUUUCGGAUCUGGCUGUCAGCCAGUCAAAAAUUCCUAGACUUAUCGCAUACCCUGCACAGUCCAAUAUGAACGGCCGCCGUUUGCCCAUACGUUGGUGUGAGCAGAUAAGAUCCGCAGCUAACGAAAGCGGAGGCAAUGUAUUCACUCUGCUUGAUGCUGCAUCGCUCGUAUCGACUGCUCCACUUGAACUGGGCCCAGCUUCAUCUGCGCCUGACUUCACUGCGCUUAGCUUCUACAAAAUCUUUGGAUUCCCGGACUUAGGUGCUUUGAUCGUUCGCAAAAGCGCCGCAAGGGCGUUUGAGCGACGAAGAUAUUUCGGUGGAGGUACAGUUGACAUGGUCCUCGCAACCGGGGCCCAAUGGCAUGCGAAGAAGGAGACUUCAAUCCAUGAAAGACUAGAAGAUGGCACUCUUCCCUUCCACAGCAUUAUUGCCCUCGACGCUGCCUUGGAUACACACACACGCCUAUACGGUUCAAUGGCCAACAUUUCAGCACAUACCCGAUUCCUUGCAAAGCGAGUCUUUGAUCGACUUUCUUCAUUGACACAUUUCAAUGAUACGCCUGUCUGUCAAAUCUAUCAGGCGAGCUCGACCUUUGGAAAUACAGACACCCAAGGCCCGAUCAUCGCGUUUAACCUGCGCAAUAGUCAGGGUGAUUUUGUGCCAAAGACAGAAGUCGAGAAAUUGGCCACUGUUCAAAAUCUUCAAUUACGCUCUGGGUCAGUUUGUAACCCCGGCGGAACUGCCUCUACCCUGGGAUGGACUGGCCCUGAGCUUCGUGGGCACUACUCCACUGGAUUGCGUUGCGGGGACAGCCAUGAUGUUAUAGGAGGUCGACCAACGGGCAUUCUGCGCGUAAGUCUCGGUGCUAUGACAAACAUGAAAGACAUCGAUUCGUUGAUCAACUUUGUCGAGGAAUUUUAUGUGGAAAAGAAUCCUCCUAUCGUUGUUAUGGACACUACUAUGGACGAAAACGAAGUUGUGGCCCCUCAUUUCUAUGUUGAGAGCCUUGCAGUGUUCCCAAUAAAGAGUUGCGGUGCUUUUAAGAUACCCGAGGGAAAGCGCUGGGAGGUAAGAAGAGAAGGAUUGGCCUGGGAUAGAGAGUGGUGCCUGGUUCACCAAGGAACGGGAGCAGCAUUGAAUCAAAAGAGAUACCCCAGGAUGUGCCUUAUACGACCGUCAAUCGACAUCAACAAAGGCGUUCUCCGUAUCACUUGCGGAGCAAUAGCCGCAUCUGAUCAAGUCAGCCUCGAGAUCUCGCUCGGCUGGGAAGACACUAGUGUUAUAUCGACCUCAUUUUGCGCAAGUUCGGCCAAAAAGUCCGCGAAAGUUUGCGGCGACACCGUUUUCCUUCAUGCAUACACGUCCCCCGUUGUCUCGGCCUUCUUUUCAGAUUUCCUAGGCGUGCCUUGUACCCUUGCGAGGUUCCCCUCGCAGACUGCGAACCGGUAUUCAAGACCGACACGGGUCCCCAGCACGUGGCAAAACCGUUUCCGCAAACUCAUCAUGCCCGGUUCCUUCCCACUUGAUCUUCCGCCACCACCCCGCGAACAAGGUCUAACUUCAAUCACAUUGUCAAAUGAAUCCCCAAUCUUGGUAGUCUCGCGCUCAUCUGUCAAUCGUCUCAACGAAACAAUCAAAGCGAACGCAAAGCACGGCGGUAGCAAGACUGUUGCUGCCGAUGUCUUCCGCGGUAAUAUUGUAGUCGCUGAGCGAUUAGCUCACCGUGGUGAUAUUGAGCAGCCUUACGCAGAGGAUCGCUGGUCAUCUCUUCGCAUCGGACCUAAUCAACUUCGUUUUGAUGCUCUGGAUCCAUGCCAGCGCUGCCAGAUGGUCUGUAUCGACCAAUUUACUGGCGUCAGACAGGAUGAGCCUUUCUCCACGCUUUCAAAAAUACGGAAUUUUAAUGGAAAGGUCUCCUUUGGUAGGUAUUCUACUCUCUCCCCCGAAGAGGGGGAGGGCUUUGACUCUGAGACCCCAGACCGCAGGACGAUCAUGGUGGGUGAUGUUGUUAUGCCUGCAUACCAGGACUAUUGA